Messenger RNA from Lizanozyma spartinae, 2862 nucleotides. It is a transcript of the gene UTP21, whose product is annotated as rRNA-processing protein. Gene Ontology annotation, molecular function: protein binding. Gene Ontology annotation, cellular component: Pwp2p-containing subcomplex of 90S preribosome; small-subunit processome. Lineage: Eukaryota; Fungi; Ascomycota; Pichiomycetes; Serinales; Debaryomycetaceae. The transcript has a single exon. Bases 1 to 2862 code for a protein of 953 amino acids. Gene Ontology annotation, biological process: rRNA processing. The record is from RefSeq and is a predicted model, not a curated record.
AUGGUGGAAGCAGUGGAGAAGAAAAGAAAGGUCUCUCCUAUUGAGAAGAACCUUAAGGCCUCUAAGAUUUUCAGUCCCUUCCGAGUGGUUGGAAAUGUCACGAAUGAAACACCAUUUGCUUUAGGGACUUUAGGAUCAACAUUUUAUAUUGUUACAUCUGUGGGUAGAUCGUUCCAAAUCUAUGAUGCUGCAACAUUGCACUUAUUAUUUGUUUCUCAGACUCAAACUCCUUCCAAGAUCAACUGUUUAGCAGCUCAUUUCCACUAUGUCUAUGCCGCAUAUAAUAAUGAGAUUGGAAUCUAUAGAAGAGGUCAAAUCGAAACUACGUUGAAAUGCUCUACUGAAGAACACAUUUCAAGUUUGUUGGUCUUUGGAGACUUCCUUAUUGCUUCAUCAACUGACGGUCAGGUUUUUGUCUUCAGAAAGCUCCAAGGCUCAAAAUUGCACACUGAAUUGUACACAACUUUGAAUGGAAUUAAUCCACAAAUUGAUGGAGAUAUUGUUGGAAUUGUUCAUCCUCCUACUUAUUUGAAUAAAAUUGUGGUCGCCACCUCCAGUCACAUUUUUGUUUUCAAUAUCCGUACAGGGAAAUUAUUAUUCAAGUCUCCAGUUCAACAAUUUCUGCUUGAUUCCAUUACAGCCAUUGAAGUAGCACCUGUUUUGGAUCUUGUGGCAAUUGGUACUGCCACAGGAGGGGUUUACUUGUAUCACUUAAAGAAAGGUAAGAUAUUAGGAACGAGAAUCUCAGUCACAGCUCAAGAUGUUUCGGCUAAAGUCACUUCUUUGUCGUUUAGAACAGACGGAGCUCCACAUAUAGUGGUAGGUUUGAAUAGUGGAGAUUUAUACUUUUAUGAUUUAGAAAAGCAGACUCGUGUUCAUAUAUUGAGAAAUGCCCAUAAAGAAGUUCGUGGUGGUGUUAGUAACGUUAAGUUUCUUAACGGUCAACCCAUUUUAGUUACCAAUGGUGGUGAUAACCAAUUGAAAGAAUAUGUUUUCGAUCCAACUCUUCUGGCUACUAACUCAUCUAUUGUGUCACCACCUCGUCACUUAAGAUCAAGAGGUGGUCAUUCUUCUCCUCCAACAGCAAUUGAGUUCCCACAAGAAGACAAAACACAUUUCCUCUAUAGUGCUUCCAAAGAUAGAUCAUUCUGGUCCUUCUCUUUAAGAAAGGAUGCUCAAGCUCAAGAGCUUUCUCAAAGACCUCAAAAAUCAAAGGAUAACAAACGUCAAGCGGGUCAAGUUGCUUCAAUGAGAGAAAAGCAUCCUGAGAUCACUACUAUUUCUUCUUCACAGCUCAGAGAAGGACAAUGGGAUAAUAUUGUUACUGUUCAUAAGGAUGAGCCAUUUGCAAGAACUUGGGAUUCUAAGAGCAAGCGUAUAGGUGUACACCAGUUGGCUACCAUUGAUAAUGGUAAUGCGUCAACCGUAUGUGUGUCUCAAUGUGGUAACUUUGCAAUUGUUGGAUCAACCAAUGGUGGAUUUGGAGUCUACAACUUGCAAUCAGGAACCUUAAGAAAGAAGUAUGUUUUGCAUACCAAGGCUGUCACUGGGAUUGCCAUUGAUGGAAUGAAUAGAUCAAUGGUAAGUUGUGGUUUGGAUGGAAUCAUUGGGUUCUAUAACUUUUCAGAACACAAGUACUUGGCCAAAUUACAAUUGGAAGCUCCUAUCACUUCGAUGAUAUACCAAAAAAGUUCUGAUUUGAUUGCCUGUGCAUUGGAUGACUUGUCUAUAGUUGUUGUUGAUGUUAUUUCUCAAAAGGUUGUCAGAAUCUUGUAUGGUCACACUAACCGAAUAACGUCACUUGACUUUUCACCUGAUGGUAAGUGGAUUGUUUCUGUGAGUUUAGAUGGAACAUUAAGAACCUGGGAUUUAGCUACUGGACUUUGCAUUGAUGGUAUAAGAUUGCCUGUUGUGGCUACCCAUGUUAAGUUUACUCCAUUAGGGGAGAUGUUGGCUACUACUCAUGUUUCAGGAAAUGGAGUGUUCCUCUGGACCAACAGAGCUCAAUUCAAACAAGUCUCCACUAGACAAGUGGAAGAAUCAGAGUUUUCCACUAUUUUAAUGCCCAAUGUUUCUGGUGAUGGUGGUGCUACUAUUAUUGAAGGUGCUCUAGACACCGAUGAAGAAGACUUUGCAGCAGAGUUUGCCAAUUAUGCUUCCAUUGAUCAGAUUGAUGAAUCUUUGGUAACCUUAUCUUUGGGAUCAAGAUCCAAAUAUAAUACCAUAUUACAUUUGGAUGUUAUUAAACAACGCAGUAAGCCAAAAGAGGCACCCAUCAAACCUAAGAAUGCUCCUUUCUUCUUACAAUUAUCAGGUGAAGCUGUUGGAGACCGUGCUAUAGUUGCAGAAGAAGCCACUGAAAAGCAACAAACAUCAUCAGCUGAACAACUUGAAAAUAACGAAGAUUCUAGUAACGGCUCUAGAUUACUCAAACUUACCACUACAAAUGGAACAGACCAUCAUUUGCAAUCAGGAUUUGAGUCUGAAUUUACCAAGUUACUCAGACAAGGCAAGGAAGCAAAUGACUACCUGGAAUUCUUGUCGUAUUUGUACGGUGCAUCGCCUUCAACUGUUGACUUAGAAAUCAGAAGUUUACAAUCAAUUCCUCCUUUAACAGAAAUGACGACAUUCAUUAGUGCUAUCACCCAAGGCUUAUUAUCAAACACAAACUAUGAUCUUGCACAGGCCAUUGUUGGUGUCUUCCUCAAGGCCCACGGUGAUAUCGUCUACAAUAAUUCUUCCGAUGAAGAAUUCCAACUGGCUCUUACUCGUUUGCAGGAGGUCAGUGUUGAAACUGAAUCCAGGUUACAAGCUUAUGUUAAGUACUGCAGUGGAGUGUUUGACUUCCUUUCUAGUGUUUAA